AUGCGCACACGCUGCCGUUGCGGGGGUGAAUGUCACCUCCACAGCAAGAUGGCGGCCAGAGUUAUGCUGAGCCUUGCAACCGGUGCCAGGAGGGCGACAGCCCGGGUUAGAAGCGAACACUGCGCCCUUCCUCUCGAUGCUGGCAUCACCACGUUAACCAUGACCAGGGCAUUGUCUGCUACAUCAUUCAACAACAGGGAGGAUAGCUGGUUUAAAUCGCUGUUUGUCAGAAAGGUGGAUCCACGUAAGGAUGCUCAUUCAAAUUUGCUAGCUAAAAAGGAAACAAGCAGCCUAUACAAAAUUCAAUUUCACAGUGUAAAACCAGAAUCCCUGGAGGCUUACAACCAACUUUGCAUAGAUAUACUACCACAAAUUCACAAAGAUGAGAACUAUCCAUGUGAACUUGUUGGGACGUGGAACACGUGGUACGGAGAGCAAGAUCAAGCUGUCCACCUCUGGAAGUACAGUGGAGGCUACCCUACGCUUACAGAAGUGAUGAAUAAACUGAGACAAAAUAAGGAGUUCAUGGAGUUUAGGAAGGAAAGGGGAAAAAUGCUACUUUCUCGGAAAAACCAGUUGCUUUUAGAAUUCAGUUUCUGGAAUGAGCCUAUGCCCAGGUCAGGGCCCAAUAUUUACGAGCUCAGAUCGUACCAGCUCAGGCCAGGAACAAUGAUUGAAUGGGGUAAUAACUGGGCUCGAGCCAUUCGGUUUCGACAGGAGAACAAUGAAGCAGUUGGUGGCUUCUUCUCACAAAUUGGUGAACUAUAUACAGUGCAUCAUCUAUGGGCUUACAAAGACUUGCAGUCAAGAGAUGAAACACGAAAUUCAGCAUGGCAAAAACCUGGCUGGGAUGAAUGUGUAUAUUACACAGUGCCACUCAUCCAGCGGAUGGAUUCCAGGAUUAUGAUCCCACUAAGAAUUUCACCACUUCAGUAGAGUUCAACUGGGAACAUCUUUCAAGAAAGUUAAUAAAUUGUGUCUUGUCUUAAUAUAUGAGGAAACAAAAUACAGGUUACUGACAUGACUGUACUUGUCAUGAUUUAAAGUGUUUUAACUUCUGGACCUUUUAUCAAAUUUGCAGAAAUAUUUCUGACGCAAACUGUUACCAAUAGCAAUAUUUUAUUUCUGAAGCACUAAAAUUACAAAGUUAGGCGUUUAAAAUCCUGAAUGCUUAUAUUUUAUUGUCUUAUUUCACUUUCACUACACUCCUCUCUGCCUUUGGAAAGUUUCAAUAAUGUUGGUGUGUUUUUGUUUAUUUUAUCUGCUCCAUUCAGUAGAAUGAUCCUUGAAAGGGGGUAACUUUCAGGUAUUAUUUCAGCUUCGUGUGCCAUUGUGCAAACCCCAGGGCAAUUACCUGCCUGAUUCUUGGAAAAACGAGCAAUCAGAGUUCUCACCCCAAAAUAUUGAUGAUCCCACUUUAAUAAGAUGCUCACGAUAUCACAACUUUUAAUACUGUUACUUAGGGAAUUACUUUUUAAAUCAAAAUAAUUUUUGUGAAGAAUGGAUAGUACAUCUGCUGUUUCUCUGAUACAAGUUCAACAUAAAAUGAUACAGUAGAUUAUUUUUGGGUUGCUUUCUACUGCUGUAGGUGGUGCAUGUUUAAUCACUGUACAAAAUUUAAGCUUACAAUAUCAUUUUUUUUAAAAUUGGUUUUGUUGUGUGGUUAUUUUUAAAAUGGCACCAUUAUAUAUAGUAUCUAGUGUUUACAAUAAUUAAGUAGAUCUAAUUAAUGAAAGAAGUGAGUUUCUAAAACCUUGAUCCACAGUCAGGCUACAACAUCUGGUACUCUGAAGGCUGUAAUAAACUUGAUUUACAACA
Molecule: messenger RNA, 1818 nt
Organism: Amblyraja radiata (thorny skate)
Lineage: Eukaryota; Metazoa; Chordata; Chondrichthyes; Rajiformes; Rajidae
Gene: nipsnap2
Product: nipsnap homolog 2
Exons: 10
Coding region: 1-936 (311 amino acids)
Cellular component (GO): mitochondrion
Source: RefSeq, a predicted model, not a curated record